AUGGCACAAAAGUCCGUCAAAGGUUGGGUCAUAGCUAAUAUGUUAGCUGGAAAUCCCGAGAAGUCAUAUGACUUGGAUGAAGUCAAUGAACGAAUUCACUUGGUCUCACAGGAUAAGUGGACCGUGUAUUUUGAUGGUGCUGUCAACCUUUUGGGUUUUGGCAUUAGGGCAGUUCUGAUAUCCCCAAUUGGUCAACAAUGCCUAGUGGUUGCAAAGUUAGUAUUUCCUCACAUCAACAAUAUCUUUGAAUAUGAAGCCUGCAUCCUUGGUCUACAGUUGGCUAUCGACAAGAAAGUCAAAAGACUCCAAGUCUAUGGUGAUUCUACGCUCAUCAUGCUCCAAAUGGGAGGUCAUUGGCAAACACGAGAUGUGAAGUUUAUUACUUAUCAUGAGUAUCUUGAAGACCUGAUCAAGAAGUUUGAUGAAAUCUCCUUUGAUUACUUGCCAAGAUCGCAAAAUCAAUUUGUUGAUGCUCUGGCGACCUUGUCAUCAAUGUUACAAGUGGUUGACAACUUAAGCAUUGAUUCAUAUAAAUCAAUAUUUUGA
Eucalyptus grandis is the source of this 546-nucleotide messenger RNA. RefSeq lists its product as uncharacterized. Gene Ontology annotation, molecular function: nucleic acid binding; RNA-DNA hybrid ribonuclease activity. The record is from RefSeq and is a predicted model, not a curated record. Lineage: Eukaryota; Viridiplantae; Streptophyta; Magnoliopsida; Myrtales; Myrtaceae. The transcript has a single exon. Bases 1 to 546 code for a protein of 181 amino acids.